AUGCCUCAGAAUCCUGCGCAGAUGCUGAGCUGGCAGCAAAUAGACUUCCUCACCCCCGACGGCCCUCUGGGUUCCACGGCCCCAUCCGUGAACACCCACGUCACAUCCUGCUUUGAUGUGGAUACAGACUCCCGUGUUCUCUGCUGGGUCUCUGUCCUCACACUCGGGAGCUCCGAUCUCAGGCCCGAGGCCGACUUUCCACAGGAACUGGAUGCAAGGCGCUACAGCUCCUUUAUCAGGAGGAGAGGCUCUUGCUCCAAGCCUGCCAUACAGCGCUUUGACAACCUGGAGAGCAUCGGAGUAUUUGGAAAGCCCUCCAACCCAGGACCCUGCUUCUUUGCCCUGAUGUGGCUUGAAGAACUUACCACCUUCGAGAACUGCUGCAUGAAACAACUCACCUCUCAGCAGCAGCCCCUGUCACACCUGCUCCUCCAGCAGGACCAGGGGAACCAGGUGAGACGCUGCCCAAAGGCUCGCCUCCUGGGCCUCGCCAGAUCCUGGCAGCCUAUGCUGCCCCUGGCCCCUUGGAAGCAAAACCGUCUCCGGAUCCCGGAAGCUGAGCUUUCAUUUCAUGGCAAUGUCCAUGCAGCCUUAUUCAUCAUCAUCCUCCUGCCCCCUCCUCCAGCUCCAGGAAGUCCUCUGGCCCCUUCAGGGAAAUGCACCUCGUUCUGGCCGCGGAGGGGACAGGCUCCUUCUGCUCGUCACACCACAGCUCCGGCCAUGGGGCUUCCCUGCUGGAGGAGGGUCCCCUGGGUGUCCCUGAGUUGCCUGUGUCUCUGCCUCCUUCCGCACGUGGUCCUGGGAACCACAGAGGAAACAUCAACACCUGGAAGGGAAAACACGGCCCUCAUCCCCUCAGCAGGCUCAGUAACAGCUACGCUAGCGGGACAAUCAACAGCAACUUCUUUGAGAACCUCUAAUCAGGAAAUAUCAGCUUCAUCUCAGAACCACCAGACUCAUGGCAUGGAGACCAGCAGAGAAGCUCAAACCACCACCCUCACACAGAUGUCCACAUCACCUCUUUCAUCUCCCCCAAGUGUACACAAUGUGACAGAGACAUCCCCUCCGGAGGAAGUGACCACCUCAUUCCCCUCUAGUGUCAGCAACACACUCAUAGUGAAAUCAAAGACUGUCACAGUGACAACCCUUACAGAGUCCACUUGUAAUAUCACUGAGGAGACAUCGGCCCCUGGAACUAGAAGUCCUACCCCAGUCCCUUCAGCAGCCUCCAUAACGGCUGAGCCAGAAGGACAAUCAGCAGCGGCUUCCUCGAGGACCUCUAUCUGGGACACGUCAGCUUCUUCUCAGAACUACCAGACUCAGAGCACAGAGACCACCAGGGAAUCUCAAACUAGCAUCCUCACACAGAUGAUCACAUCAGCUCCUUCCUUCUCCCCAAGUGCACACAAUGUGACAGGGACUGUUUCUCAGGACACAUCUCCUCCAGGUGAAACAGCUACCUCAUCCCUCUCUAGUGUCACCAACAUACCCAUGAUGAUAUCAAAGACUAUAACAAUGACAACCUUCACAAACUCCACUCUUGGAAACACAGCAGAGACAUCAUCCGCACCCGUUACAGGAAGUCUCAUGCCAGUCACCUCAGUAGCCUCAAUGACAGCUGAACCAGAAGGAGAAUCACCUGCAACUUUCUCAGGGACUUCUACUCAGCACACGGCAGCUUUUCCUCAGAACCAGCAGACUCACGGCAUGGGGACCACCGGAGUAUCUCAAAUCAACACCCUCACGCUGGUUGCAUCGACUGUUUUAUCCUCGCCAAGUGGACUCAAUCUGAGUGGAACAGUUUCUCAGGAGACCCUCCCUUCUGGCGGAACAACCACCUCGUCCCCUUCCAGUGACAGCAGCACAUUCCCGGCAGCGUCGGAGGUGUCCGGAACGCCAGCCUCCACAGAGUCCGCUCUUGGAAACACAGAGGAGACAUCACUAUCCGUAAGUGGAUCCAUCUCUGCCAUCACUUCUAAAGUUUCGACCGUAUGGUGGUCAGACGCACUGUCAACGGCACUGUCCCCCACGUCUUUACCUCCAGAACUAUCCACAGCUCUCCACACCCACCUGAGUGAAGGUGCAGAGACCACAGGACGGCCUCACGAGAGCAGCUCAGUCUCUCCAAGCGCGUCUCAGGAGACGUUUACUCCACGUGAAGCAACAUGGACUUCUUCACUCUCCAGUGAAGGCAGCACGACUUGGUUACCAAAAGAGCUGCCCUCAACACCACCAAGUGCUGCCACUGUGCUUGUCACAGGAAGUCCAGCUACGUGGACAGCUGGCACUAUUCCAAGAGUCCCUUCUGAGGUCUCAACAACAGGGGAACCAGGACAGCCCGCCACACGCCCCUCCCAUAGCACAACUCUCCCAGAAACGACAGGGGCAGGUGCCCAGACACAAUGGACACAAGAAACAGGGACCACUGGAGAGGUUCGUGUCCACAGCCCAAGAUACGGUGUGACCCAGAUGACAGAGGCAGCCACAUCCCCAUCUUCCUCACCUAUGCUGGAUGGACACACACAACAAAUUACGAUGGCACCAUCGACGUAUCGUUCAACAAUACACCCCGUAAGCACCUCUCCUCAGAGAUCAUCGGCUGUUUCCCAGAGUGGUCACACUCCAGCCUCGAAGACCACACGGGAAUCCCAAACCACGAGGUCCAUCUCCCCCGUGACUGACGGCUUCCAGACAGCCACCACCCCAGCUUCUUCCUUCACAGCCAGCCAACACCCGCCCUCAGAAAUGGCUCCUCAGGACGCAUCCACCAUAAGUGCAGCAACAACCUUCACCCCAGCGCCCACCAGGGACGGUCACACAACCCAGGCCCGAACCACAGCACUGCAGGCGGCACCCAGCAGCCCCGACGCCACCCUGGGGCCCUCAGGAAGGACAUCGCCUUCCAUCACAGGGGCCAUUCCUCCGGCCACCUCUGUGGUGUCAACACCAGUGGGCGCAGAGGGACGGUGGACAGCAGCCUCUGCCAGCGCAUCACCCAACACAGCGCCAGCUAUGACCCAAACCCACCAGGCUCGGGGCACAGAGGCCUCUGGAGGAACACAGACCAGCCAACCAGCCUCCUCAGGGUCAGGCACCAUCGCGGCUGGCUCGGCCACCCCUUCCUCAUCCAGGACGAGUGGCACAACACCUUCAGGAAGCCACGGAAUGUCCACCUCAGGCGAGACCACGUGGUUCUCACCAAGACCGUCCAGGGACACUCACACCCCCCAGUCAACAAGUGGAUUGCCGUCCCCCUCAGCCAGUCAUGGUGUCACCCCAGAAAGCACGGGAACGGGGUCCCCCUCAGCCAGUCCUGACGCCACCCCGGCAAGCACGGGAACGGGGUCCCCCUCGGCCAGUCCUGACGUCACCCCGGCAAGCACGGGAACGGGGUCCCCCUCGGCCAGUCCUGACUGCCGCCCCGGCAAGCACGGGAACGGGGUCCCCCUCGGCCAGUCCUGA
Saimiri boliviensis boliviensis (Bolivian squirrel monkey) is the source of this 3462-nucleotide messenger RNA. Lineage: Eukaryota; Metazoa; Chordata; Mammalia; Primates; Cebidae. The record is from RefSeq and is a predicted model, not a curated record.